UGUGGAGAGGUCAAAAUAUCGAUAAUAUACGGAUUCUUGUCGAAUAGUUCAACUAUAAAGUUCUUACUGUGUUUAACCUCAUUUGAAAAGCACGCUUUGUAACGUGAAAAGUUUUCAUAUUAUUCCUUUUUCAUGUUUAACAAUCAUCAUUAUUUUUUAUAUUAAAUCAAUUAAUAUAGUAAUAAUAAAAUAUUGAAAUAUUUAUCGGUUUAAAUAAAAUAAUAAGUUUUGUGCGCAAAAUGGACAGCAACAGUACGGUGCACGUUGAAAGUAACGAAAUUUCUGAAGCCGAAAACCAUCAUACAGAGAAUGGUGAAGUUAUUGCAGAAAAAAGCAAAGAUGAAUCUCCUGUUAAUGAAGAUAAUAAAACUAAGAACAACGAUCCAUUACUUCUAGAUAAAAUUCAAUCACAAAUUGAGUUUUAUUUUGGUGAUGUUAACAUGUUACGUGAUAAAUUUUUAAUUGAACAAACCAAACUUGAUGAAGGAUGGAUUCCACUGUCAGUACUUCUUCAGUUUAAUUUGUUGGCAUCAUUAAGCACAGAUACUGAUGUUAUACUAAAUGCCGUCGAAAGAAGUGAUUUGAUGGAAAUAUCGGAAGACAGGAAAAAAAUACGUCGACGAUUAGAUAAGCCAUUGCCAAUAUACAAUGAGGAGUAUAAAAAAGCCCAAUUAGCAAGAACUGUAUACAUGAAACCAUUCCCACAGACUAUUGGAAUUCAGGAUUUAAAGAAUUUUUUAAGUGAAUUUGGACCAAUUGAAAAUAUUAUUAUGAGAAAAUACAAAGAUGAAAACAAAAAAUUCCAAUUCAAAGGAUCAAUAUUUGUUCAAUUUAAAAAUAUUACAGAUGCUAAACAAGUUGUAGAGAAAGAAUCUGUUUUAUAUGAUGGAAAAGAGAUUAUUAGAAAAUUUAGUGAAGACUAUACAUUGGAAAAAAACGAUGAACGACAUAACAAAAAGCACAAGAAUGACUCUAAAGAACAUAAAAAAAAAGACGUAGAAACAAGUGACAAUGAAAAAAUAGAAUCUGAUUCACACGAGUUACCAAAAGGAUCUGUUUUACAUUUACAAACUACAUCAAAUAAAAUUUUAUGGGAAGAUAUAAAAAAAUAUUUUGUUGAUCUUGGUGAAAAAAUAAUCUAUGUUGAUUAUAAGAAUGGAUCUUCAAGUGGCUGGAUCCGCUUUCAGGGUACAGAUUCUGCAAAAUCAAUUUUGACAAAAAUUACAGAUAAUAAGAUUCAAAUAAAAGAUUUCGACGUUACUUGUCGAUUAAUAGAAGGUGAUGAAGAAGAACAAUAUUUACAAAAAGUACAAAAAGAACUAAAUUCUAAUAAAAAAUUCAAAAAUAAAAAAAAUCGUAACAAAAAAGGUUUUAAGACAAACAGAAAACGUUCAGGUAGUCCAAUAUCUGAUAAUGUUGCCUCAAAAAAAGCAGCAAUUUAAUGAACAGAAAGUACCUAUCAGUUGAUAAUUUUUGUAACAAUUAUGUGUAAUUAAAUUUGACUCAAUAAACUUAAAUUAAUUAAAA
Messenger RNA from Chelonus insularis, 1527 nucleotides. It is a transcript of the gene La, whose product is annotated as La autoantigen-like. Gene Ontology annotation, biological process: tRNA processing. Bases 240 to 1442 code for a protein of 400 amino acids. Lineage: Eukaryota; Metazoa; Arthropoda; Insecta; Hymenoptera; Braconidae. Gene Ontology annotation, molecular function: mRNA binding. The transcript has 7 exons. The record is from RefSeq and is a predicted model, not a curated record. Gene Ontology annotation, cellular component: ribonucleoprotein complex; nucleus.